ACUUGAAUCAAGCUCUUUUCUCGAUUUAUUAUUGGAGACCUGGUGGAAUUAUGUUGGGGGGAAAAUACAAAAAAAAUGAAUCAUUUGGUUCUUGGCUAAAAGUUGAGGGGUUUUUGCUUAAUCUAAUCUAAUUUGGCUUUAUUUGAGUUUUGAUUUGUUAGAGGCUUGUUCAAUAUCUGAAGUUUUUUACGUUUGCUUAUUUCUUAUGCUUUAGUUUUGACUGUUGAAUUAAAAAGAUCUCAUGUUCCAGUUGAUUGUUCGAUGAAAUCGAUAGCAGUCAUGGUCCUAAACCCUGAAGCCUCAACGGUUUCAAGAAGGAAAUUACUAAGGUGAAAAGAAACUAGAAUGACAAUUAUGCUGUCAACCAUUUCUCUAUCUUCAAGCACAGUCAAUCUAUCGUUGAAGAACAGUAUUGGAAGAAAACCUUCGUCAAAAUUUCAGCUUUUUACCAGAUUGGAUAUAGGAAGGAGGAAAGAAAAGCAUUACAAGAAGGAUUUGUGUUUGGUAAGGUGUAGUGGAGCAAUUGGUCAGAAAAUUGAGAAAAGAUAUGCGAGUAAUUCCAGAAAAGGUGAUAAAGGUGUGAUUUUGAGCGAAGGGAGAGAUGAUGAUCAGAAUUAUGGGCCUAUAUGUCCUGGUUGUGGAGUCUUUAUGCAAGAUAGAGACCCAAACUUCCCAGGAUAUUUUCAGGAAAGAGAGAAGAAAGUAAAAAGAUCGAUUGAAACAAUAGAUGAUUUAUUGGAUGAGAAUUUUGAUGAGGACUUCAGUGAAUUGGAGAUCUUGGAUAGUGAUGAUGACGAGGAUGACAUUAAGGCUAAACUGGAGAAGCUUGAAAAGGAUGGGAGUGACUGGGAUUCGGAUGAUUGGGAAUCGGAGUUGGAAGAUGAGGACGAUGAGUACUCGAAAGAGUUAGAUGGAUUCGCUCCAGCUGGUGUUGGAUAUGGUAACACCACGGAGGAGACACUAGAGAAGAGGAAAAGGAAAAAGGUGUCCAAGGCAGAGAGGAAGAGAAUCUCCAGGGAGGCUGAACGAGAGAUAGUGGAGGUGACAGUUUGUGCGAGGUGCCAUUCGCUUAGGAAUUAUGGGUGUGUUAAGAAUCAGGUGGCUGAGAAUUUGAUACCUGAUUUUGAUUUUGAUCGGUUGAUAAGCACGAGAUUGAUGAAGCCCACGGGGAAUGCGGAUUCCACUGUGGUGGUUAUGGUGGUUGACUGUGUUGAUUUUGAGGGGUCAUUCCCUAAACGUGCAGCCAAGUCCUUGUUCAAAGCGUUGGCAGAGGGUCAAGAUGGCAAGAAUAGUAAAAAGUUGCCAAAGCUUGUUCUGGUAGCUACAAAGGUUGAUCUUCUUCCUUCCCAGAUUUCACCCGCGAGGUUGGAUAGAUGGGUUCGGCACCGUGCCAAGGCAAAUGGUGCACCUAAGCUUACUGGGGUCUACAUGGUUAGUUCUAGGAAAGAUUUGGGUGUGAGGAACUUGCUUGCUUUCAUCAAGAAUUUGGCUGGGCCUAGAGGGAAUGUUUGGGUUAUUGGAUCUCAGAAUGCUGGGAAAUCGACAUUGAUCAAUGCAUUUUCCAAGAAAGAAGGUGUGAAAGUUGCAAAGCUGACAGAAGCUCCGAUUCCUGGAACAACACUUGGGAUACUGAGGAUUGGAGGGAUUCUUCCUGCUAAGGCAAAGAUGUACGACACACCGGGGCUUUUGCACCCGUAUUUAAUGUCUAUGAGAUUGAACAGGGAUGAACAAAAAAUGGCUGAGAUACGGAAAGAGCUUCAGCCCAGAACUUUUAGAAUAAAGGCUGGUCAAACCAUACAUGUUGGUGGCUUAGUCAGACUUGAUCUUGAACGGGCUUCUGUACAAACUAUCUACGUAACAAUCUGGGCAUCAAAUAGUGUGUCUCUUCACCUGGGAAAGAUGGAAAAUGCUGAUGAGACAAAGAACAAGCAUGCUGGAAUUAGAUUGCAGCCGCCUAUUGGGGAAGACAGGGUCCCUGAAUUGGGUGAAUGGGUGAAAAGAGAUGUUAAAGCAUCUGGAACAAUCUGGGACGUGAACAGUGUCGAUGUUGCAGUGGCAGGAUUGGGUUGGUUCUCGAUAGGCUUGAAAGGUGAAGCACACUUAAGCCUGUGGACGUAUGACGGCAUCCAAAUCACUCUCCGGGAGCCUCUGGUGCUUGAUCGGGCAUCAUCUCUUGAGCGGCCUGGCUUUUGGCUGCCAAAGGCUAUAUCUGAGGCCAUCGGGAAGCAGAAUAAACUCGAAGCUAAAUCUAAGAGAGAGGAUGGAGAUGAAAGUGCAGAUUUGCUUUCUGAAUUGCCUAUUUGAGAAGAAACAUAACAAUUUUGGAACAGGUGCAGAACUUGUGGUCAACCACGUGAAAGCUCGAAUGCGUUAUUGUUGAUGUAUUCUCCGUGGAUGCUUGUUCUGGCACGUUUUUCGUGAGUUUUCACCCUAAUACUCAAGCCAUGUGUGCUCCGGGGAUUUCAGUGCUGCCUAUCGAGCUAAUGGAGCAUUCCCGAUGGUGCUUGGGGGUUUCGGUGUUGAACAAAGAAGAGUGUUAUUAGGGAAAUUAUAUACUUCUUCUUUCUGUAUCUUAGUUCUUGAAUCUUGAUGUUGUAUUUUACCUUUCUGGGUACUCAGUUGUUGUAUUUUACCUUUCUGGGUACUCGAUUCUUUAUCUUACAAGUUAUACAACCCAUUCAUAGUUAAAAA
This is a messenger RNA of Salvia splendens (bonfire salvia), 2691 nucleotides long. RefSeq names its product GTP-binding protein BRASSINAZOLE INSENSITIVE PALE GREEN 2, chloroplastic. The transcript has 5 exons. Gene Ontology annotation, molecular function: GTP binding. Bases 346 to 2304 code for a protein of 652 amino acids. The record is from RefSeq and is a predicted model, not a curated record. Gene Ontology annotation, biological process: chloroplast rRNA processing; brassinosteroid mediated signaling pathway. Gene Ontology annotation, cellular component: mitochondrion; chloroplast stroma. Lineage: Eukaryota; Viridiplantae; Streptophyta; Magnoliopsida; Lamiales; Lamiaceae.